Molecule: messenger RNA, 701 nt
Organism: Cetraspora pellucida
Lineage: Eukaryota; Fungi; Glomeromycota; Glomeromycetes; Diversisporales; Gigasporaceae
Source: the annotation of a GenBank genome assembly
CUAUAUGAAAAAUUACAAGAAAAAUGAUUAUACCAAAGGUGGGAAAAAAUUUUGUUGUACGCAACCAAGGAGGGUUGCUGCAAUGAAUGUUGCCGCUUGUGUAGCAGAAGAAAUGAGUGUAAAACUUGGAUAUGAGGUCGGAUACGCGAUUAGGUUCGAGGAUUGUACUUCAGAUAAAACUAUAAUUAAAUAUAUGACCGAUGGCACACGAAAGAAUUUUACCUUAUUCGGUUUAGUAAAGGAUAUUGCCCAUGUAAGACCUGAUCUCAAACUUUUAAUUUCAAGUGCCACUUUAGAUACUCAAAAGUUUGCAGAAUACUUUGAUGCACCAAUUUUCAAUAUCCCUGGCAAGCCUUAUUCUGUACAAAUAUGCUACACUAAAGCACCUGAAGCAAAUUAUAUAUCCGCUGCUAUCACUACGGUCAUUUUAGCUACCAAUAUAGCCGAGACUUCAAUUACUAUUGAUUGUGUCACAUUUGUUAUUGGUCCAGGUUUUGUUAAACAAAAUGUAUACAGUCCAAAAACCAGAAUGGAAUCAUUGUUAUUGUUCCAUGUUCAAGAGCUUCAGCAGUUCAGAGAUCUGGAAGAGCUGGACGUGUUGGACCAGGAUUUACGUUUUGGUGGUCAUAUCAAAAAGCAAAAUAUGGUGAACCAGUAUAUGUGUCAAGUAAUGGAAAUUAAACCUGAAUGGUUAACAGAAG